Hyposmocoma kahamanoa is the source of this 671-nucleotide messenger RNA. RefSeq names its product phosphatidylethanolamine-binding protein homolog F40A3.3-like. Lineage: Eukaryota; Metazoa; Arthropoda; Insecta; Lepidoptera; Cosmopterigidae. The record is from RefSeq and is a predicted model, not a curated record. Bases 42 to 464 code for a protein of 140 amino acids. The transcript is spliced from 4 exons.
AUUUAGGUUGCCGGUAAAUAUCUACGUUUGAAUAGUUCAUCAUGUCUCUGGUCCCGAAGGCUUUCGAGUCGAGCAAGAUUGUGCCUGAUGUCAUACCAACUCCACCCACCGCCAGCAUUGAGCUCAAGUUCCCCAGUGGCGCGCAAGCAUCCUAUGGCAACGAGCUUACUCCCACGCAAGUUAAGGACCAGCCCACCGUCACGUAUGCGGCGGAUGCAAGCGCUUAUUACACUCUUGUCUUUACCGAUCCCGACAACUAUGAUGGACCUGAGAAAAUUUACAGAGAAUGGCACCACUGGCUAGUUGUGAAUAUUCCUGGGAACAACGUGUCAGAGGGUGAAGUGUUAUCCGGUUACAUCGGAUCCGGGCCGCCACAAGGCACGGGAAUUCAUCGCUAUGUGUACAUACUGUAUAAACAGCCUGGAAAGUUGCAGUUCAAUGAAAAGAGAUUGACUAACAAGUAGGUUUUAAGUUACUUCUAUAAUCUACAAUGUAAACAUUUUCUAGGCUUUCUUGUAACAUUCUCGACUUCUUUCAAAUUCUUUUGAUGUACGUUUGAGCUUGUAUACGUUGGUAAGGCCGUAUAGGACACUUGUACUAUAGCAUUAUUAUCAUACAUCAUUAUGGUUUAGUCAUUUGCUAAAAAAUGGGUAAGCCUAGGUUAGGCUCAA